Salvia miltiorrhiza (redroot sage) is the source of this 587-nucleotide messenger RNA. RefSeq names its product small polypeptide DEVIL 14. The record is from RefSeq and is a predicted model, not a curated record. The transcript has a single exon. Gene Ontology annotation, biological process: negative regulation of cell population proliferation. The coding region runs from base 241 to 381 and encodes 46 amino acids. Lineage: Eukaryota; Viridiplantae; Streptophyta; Magnoliopsida; Lamiales; Lamiaceae.
UUCCACAAGUUUUGCUUUGUCAUCUUAAUGUUUUUUGUGCAUGAAGUGAAUGCACCCAAACCCUCAACCCUACAACAAGGGCCACAAAUUCCCUCACACCACAAGUUCCCAUUUCCAUAUCUUCUCUCACUACACAUAUAUAUAUGGACACUACAAACACCUCCACAAACUCAUCACUCCCACUUCAGAACUUCAAGAAUCUUCAACUUCUUCUUUCAAAGUUUUCUUUAACACACAGACAUGGCUGCAUACUCAGUCUUCCCAUCAAGAAGCUUGAAGCAGCGAUCCGUCCAACGUUGCUCGAAGCAAAUGAGGGAACACAAAGCUCGUCUUUACAUCAUAUGGAGAUGUACAGUGCUUCUUUUGUGCUGGCAUGAAUGAAGAGUUAUGUGCUCUUGCAAAUAUAGAGCAAGUGUGAUUCAUCUGCAGUCACACACACAACACACAGUAGCUGUAGAAGAAGAUCAUAUGAUUAAUUUGGUUUUUUAGCUUUUGUUAGGAGGGUGAUUUUGAUCUUGAUUUUUGUAAUUUAACUCUAGUUUUGGGCAUCAAAGCAAAACCAAGAUUGUGUUGCUACUUUCUUGUGU